Molecule: messenger RNA, 888 nt
Organism: Didymosphaeria variabile
Lineage: Eukaryota; Fungi; Ascomycota; Dothideomycetes; Pleosporales; Didymosphaeriaceae
Exons: 2
Coding region: 1-888 (295 amino acids)
Source: RefSeq, a predicted model, not a curated record
AUGAGUGAGUCGAGUAGGAGUCCCCAGUCACCGUCACAAGCCGCUGCAAUGGAUCAAGCUGCUCACGAUCAAUGGACAAUCCAGGAUGGGGACCGAUUCUUCAUGUCGCCGGACCUGGAACUGGAUGCACUGGUCGACCCUUCGCUCUUUCCUAAUAAUUCACCUGAAAACUAUCCCUUUCCUAUGGCAGACUUCAAUGCAUUCAUGGCCUCCUCAAACCCGUCACCAGCAUCACAUCAUCAAACAAAAUCAAUAGGCGAGGGAUACAUAACACCAUCCUCUAUUUCACAAGGGAGCAUACAGGGCUUCCCCUCAGCGGCAGGACUCGAGGAUGCUCACAAACGCAUCUCAAGAUUAAGAGAGAAUCUGGCAGGGCCACCGAUUCAAGCAACCCCUUCCCAAGCAGAUGGCGUACGCUUCAACCACAUUUUUAAAGCCAUGACAGCUGCUGGCUUCAACAACUUCGACGAAAUGGCAACGGCGUACUACACCACGGACUUCGCGCGCUCCUCAGCCGCAUACGACAUGCAACGACAAAGUCGCCUCAGGCAUCUCCGGACAUUCUUAUCAUCAGUGAAAUCAAACGCCCAAUCAUGGGGAGCCCGAGAACGACGCGGUUGGACCGAAGAGAUUGUCGCCGCAGCAGAAGAGUUCCUAACCAUCGAAGUCCAGCGGCUCCUCGAAGCGAUGCGCAACGGCAACGUCGAAGGCAUGAAGGAAAUGGAGAGCAGCCCGCAGGCCCAGGCUGCCUUCUUCCAAGAACUUCUUCCAGACCUGUGGUCUCUGCUCACGCAAAUAGUGGCUACGUCUGGUCUGGAGCAGCCGUAUUCUUCGAAGGUCGUUCUUUCUGCGGUGCAGGUUUUGAUUGGCUUUGGGCCCAUGCGCUAG